This is a messenger RNA of Penaeus indicus, 4716 nucleotides long. RefSeq lists its product as uncharacterized. The transcript is spliced from 6 exons. Gene Ontology annotation, biological process: regulation of DNA-templated transcription. Gene Ontology annotation, molecular function: zinc ion binding; DNA-binding transcription factor activity; sequence-specific DNA binding. Lineage: Eukaryota; Metazoa; Arthropoda; Malacostraca; Decapoda; Penaeidae. The annotation marks the transcript as partial. The record is from RefSeq and is a predicted model, not a curated record.
UCACGCGGGAACAAGGCUGUGGAAGCGCCUCGAGUUUCCGUUGCUUUAAGUUUCGAUGUAAGCCAUGGCGAAAUUCAGAUUUCCAGGCAAGGCUCUUAAGUUAAACACAAGAAAGCGCGUUCGGUUUCGAGGUGGCCAUGCAGCUAACACGCCAGAGGAGCUUUACACAAGGAGAAUCCGCAGAGGCCUGGACCUUUUCACGCAAAUAUUCGGGGAUUCCGACGAGGAUGAUGAUGAAUUUGAGGGUUUCACGUCCAUAUUCCCGGAGCCGAGGGACAUCAAGGGGAAGAAGAAGAAGAGUGUGGGAUCACCUAGAAAAAAGUCGGGUAGGCGUUCACCAGCAGAGAGAGCAGAGGAAGCCUGCGUAACCUUGGAAGAAGCAGGUUUGGUGACCCGUAGAAAAAUUAGCACAGUAGAAAUGGCUAUCAAAGAGGUACAGGAGACAUCAGAUAUUGGUGAAAAUGUGCCAGUGUUUACAAGAAGAAGAGGUGGGGGUGGUGGGGACACAGCACCUAGCAAGGAAGUGCGUGAGGGACCGAGUGGGGGUAAGGAGGUGAUGGCAAGUACCCGAAGAAGAACAAGUAAUGUGGAACUGCCUGCAAAGGAGGUGUCAGAGAACCUUGAGAGUAGUACAGACUUGCCAGUGGUAACAAGAAGAAGAGUGAGUGGGUUGGAGACUCCUAUGAGAGAUGUAGUGAAAGAGGGAGGGGCAGAGAACAGCAAAGAUCCUCCAAUGGUGACCAGGAGAAGGGGUCAUUCUCUUGAAGGUGUUGUGAAGGAAGUUCAGGAAGGGGCUGACAGUAUACCUGGGGGAGGGGAAAGAACGAGUGAGAAAAGAGACUUGCCUCCUCAGCCUGCGAGCAAGGAGAAUGUAGAGAUUGUGGUUCCUUCAGAACAGCCUGUGCAAGAAAGUGCGGCAUUACAGGAAAUGAAGAUGGCAGUCAUAUCCUCAAGACCAGUGGCAAGAAAACAGACGGCACGGAGAGUUAGCAGAACAUCGUCAACAGUGAAAACCGCUCUGGCAAAGAAAUUGCUAGCAAGAGCCAAGGCUAAAAGAACAGUCAACUCUCUGCCUGUGGUUGGUGAAAAGAGUCCAAAACGGUUUGUCCUUCCGUCUAUGAGUGUACGAUCUUCAAGGAUAAUUAAACCAAAUAAGAGACUAUUUGCUGACAUAACAGAAAUGUGUACAGCAAGCAGUUCUCUUGAGUCUUCAUUGGGUGGAGAAAUGGCUGAACAUGCAAGUAUGCCCAGCAAGAGGUUGGUAAAGCUCACUCGCAAAGGAAGGGGUGCACACACACAGUUCCUCUCUCUACCCCGAUCAAGGGCUCAGAGUACUGACUCCCUGUCAAGUACAGAGGGUGGUGUAGGACGUGACCGCAUGCGCAGAACAAUCUCCCUCUACACAGAAUCCAUAACUGGGCCCAGCAAAGCUCAGGUAGGAAGGCCUCCCAAACGCCUGCUGCGCCGCAUGGAUCCUCCACAGCAAGAGGUGGAGGCUGAACUUCCAGACUCCCCCCAGAGAUGCGACCCCAAGGAGUCAAGGGUCAUGGAGAAAAUUGGAAAGUUACUGCGGUCACCGUGGGAUGAUAGACUGAAGCAGUCUAGCAAGGUUGGAAGAGGCGAGGAAGAGGGUAUGCCAGCUUCAGCCUUCGGUGCCUCAUCCCCAAUGUCAGCUUCAGCCAUCUCACGGAACAUUUUAAGGAAAGCAAGACUGAACCUUAACAAGACUACAUUGCAAAAGAUUAGGAAUCCAGUGUCAUUGCAGAGACUCAUACCAGCAUCAGAUGAAGGUGUGGAAGGAAAGUGCGCAGUCUGUGAUAGUGAAGAAGGUGGGAAUUCUCGCAAGUUUGGAGUGAUAGUGUGUGAGAAGUGCAACUCCUUCAUCAGCAACUCCAGUGAUGGAUCCAGAGAAGUAUACGAGUGUAAAGACAGCAAAGCUGAAUGUCAAGUGCAAGAGCUGGUUGAAGGUCGCUGUAAUGCAUGUUGGCUGGGCAGAAUCCUUCUCAUUUGCUCUUUGCCGAACCUCCUCCAUGACAGAUUGCGUAAACGUUUACCCAAUAUCCUGAAGGAACAAAUCCCCACCAGCUUGGCUCGAUGUAUGAGUGGUGGUAACUUGCCGGUUGUGUCUGAAAAAGAUGCUGAACUGGCCACACAUACCAAGCGCUUGCCGCUUGACCCAGGGGGAGGGGGUGCCUUUGGGUCUGUAAUGGAUUUGCCUGGUGGUUGGAAACGCAAAACUGGCUCUGAAGUUAUUGUGAUUAGCCCAAGUGGUGAGAAGUUCAAGAGCAUACAAAAGCUUGAGGAAUUCCUGAAAAAGCAAGGGAUAACCACUGAUGCUCGAGUUCUCUUUGGCAAUAGCAGCCCUGCAGUGGUGCGGAGUAAUGAACCAAAGUCACGGCCAUCACCGCCAACAAAUAACAGCAGUCGGGGGAAGGUGGUCAUGACAACACUUCCUGGGGGUUGGGUGCGUCGUAUCAAAUGGAGAUCAGCUGGUGAUCGCUUUGACACUUAUGUCUACAGCCCUGAUGGAAGAACAUUUAGAUCAAGAAGAGAACUGAGUGCUUACUUCCAGCUCAUUGGGAAAGUAGAUGAUAUUCACAAGUAUUUCCCAGUUGUUACAGGGCACUCAGAUGCUUCCAUACCUAGUUCAAGUGACACCACUGGAUCCUCUAGUACAGAGCGCUUGUCUAGCUCAGAGCCUUGUUCGGAGAUCAGCUCUGAUGACAAGUCUCCAGAGGCCUCAGAGUGUGAGACAGAAACACCACAAUCAAGAAUGAGGAGCCUAUCCCGUAAUGCUAAAGAGAAGAUGAAAUAUGCUCAGCUGAAGCAGGCCAAGGUCAUGAACCACAAGGAAGGACAUCUCAGAAGUAAAUCUGUCUCUUCCCUAAAAAGUGUCAAGUCUGUUGACAAGAAGUCAGAAGUGCAGAUGGAAGUGAAUGUGUCGUCAGAGGCAAAAGCUGCUGAGAAGAAGUACAAGAAACCAAAGAUUGUUGCGAGAAGUCGAUCACUCUCUUUAGGCAGGAAAAAGGGUGAUGCAAGCCUCACUGACACCACAGAAAGUGAAUCUGAGAAUAGGAAUUCUGGUAAAGGGUUUACUAAGACCUUUUCUAAAAGACUGAAGAACAAACCAAAAGCUGCAGUGUGUGAGCUAUCACCGACAAACAAAACCUUAUCUGCAGGAUCCAACAAUGUAAGUGAAGAUAGUGAGAAAACUUCUCCUUCAGCUUCUAUGGCAAGCCCUGAAGAAACUGUAGAAGAAUCAGAAGUGCAGAAACUGGAGGAAGUAAAAGAUGACACAGCUGUAUUCAUCAAACCAGAUGAUGUACCAAGAGAAAAUCAGUUUGAAAAGGGAAAAAUUGUUCUGAAAAUCCAGAAAAAAAGCAUAGAACCUGUAGAUAGAAGACGUAGACACAAAAGUAAGAAGGACAAAAGAAAAAAGGUGUUUAGUGAGGAGGAAUCUGAGAGUCUUUCAAAGGAGCAAGUAGCACAAAGUGGUGCUGAGGCAGUACAAAAUAUGACCGCUGAAAAAGUACUUGCUCAAUUGUCUAGUACAAGUAAAUCCUCAGAAGAUGCCAAGGAGAAAAUAUUCAGUAUAAAUUCAGAAGACCAAGAAAAAGAUCUGGUAGGUGGGGAGUCUGAUAUUCCAGCUGGGAUGGAUGUCUCGGAUGACUCUAAAUUUUCCUCUCCCAUGGUGUCAGAGUCCGAGCCCAUUCAUGAAACAAUAAAAGUACCUGAAGCCAAGCCAAAGUCCAAGCCCAAAAAGCCUUCCAGUUAUCAGACUUCUCACUUUGGAGGUGGUUGGUCAAGAAAGAUCAAGUGGAAUGAGAAAGGAGAAGGCAAAGUUGCUCUGCUGCACAGCCCUGAUGGACAAACUUUCCGAUCCCGCAUAGAGCUGUUGGCGUAUUUCAAGAAAGCAGGCAAAUCAAAAGGCAAUCUUGAUUAUUACUUUCCGCCAGUCUUGAAGAGGGAGGAUUAUAAUGAACAACUGGAGAAGAAACAGAUGAAGGCAGCUGCUGCAGAGGUAGCAGUGGCUCUUGGAACAUCUACCUCGGGCCAGUCUUCAGAAGUUAGCGAGUUCUCAGACAGUGAAAUUCCCAAGACCUCUGAGGAUUCUUGUGUGUCUGGAGAAGAGUGCACGAAGAGAAAUGUAACUAAAAUUGUGAAGUGUUACAGGAAACUAAGCGGCCAGGCCUCCCUCAAAAGCAUCCCGGAAAAUGUUGGGGAGGAUUCAGCAGUCUCCCAAAUUCUAAGUGGAAAGGCUUCAGGUGGCAGCAGCCUGUCAGAGGAGGCAUGGAAGCAUGGAUCUCAGCUUGGGAAGAUGAGCAGGAAGGAUGCAUUUGCAGCUGGGAUGGACAGCAAGCAGAUAGUCAAAUCGGAGAGCGAGGAGAUAGACGGAACCCAUCCUGAGGUGGGCGGGCCCAGGGUCAAGCACGUCUGUCGUAGCCAGGCACAGGUGUUGGGUAUCCCUCGUGCAGUAUUCCCAUCUCCAGGGAAGGAUGAAGAUAAGGCACCAAUAAAGGUCAUUGUUCCCUCUAGCAAAUCUGACAAGAAGCGCAAAAUUGUGACUGUAACAACAACAGCUAGUGGCAAGGUGCUUCGCAAAACACAGUGGUGUAACAAGUGUCCAGGAUGUACAACACCCAAUUGCCGAAAGUGUGUCAACUGCUUAGAUAUGAAGAAGUAUGGUGGACCGGGAACCAAGAAAAAGCCUUGCAU